UUUCACAUUAACGCGGUACCAGCUUAUAAAUUGCGGAAAGAAAUGAGAAAGUUGUACACGUUCCUUUCGUUCCAGUAGGCGCAGAGGAAGAAAAGAGACGAUCCUUCUGAAAUUUUCUCCAUGGAGAAUGUGGAGAGCGAUGAGAGAAGUGGCAGCAAAGGGGAGGAUGAGGAAGAAGAGGAGAAGAUAGAGCAGUUUUUUGCUUUGAUCAGAAGUUUCCGGGAUGCUCAAAACAGGCGAAUGAGCGAGUUGAAUGAGAUGGAGGAGAGGAGGAAGAAGAAGAAGAGGAAGAUGGAUGAGGAGCCGUCCACCUGGGUGCCAGCUUUUCGAUUUGAGGACUUUAAUGAUGAGAUUGAAUUCAGACGGCCCCCUCUAAUCUUCCCUGGUAAACGAAAGGAAGACAAGAAGGUGGAAGACCAGGAAGACGAGGGUGGUCUAAACCUCAAACUCACCCUCUAGAUUGUAAAGAAAAAAACCUAUGAAUGAAUUAUGCUUUUGUAAAAUUUAUUUCAAUGGGAGUUUCGAUUUGGAAUUCAA
Molecule: messenger RNA, 537 nt
Organism: Vitis vinifera (wine grape)
Lineage: Eukaryota; Viridiplantae; Streptophyta; Magnoliopsida; Vitales; Vitaceae
Product: protein NIM1-INTERACTING 1
Exons: 1
Coding region: 121-459 (112 amino acids)
Biological process (GO): regulation of systemic acquired resistance
Source: RefSeq, a predicted model, not a curated record